Messenger RNA from Penicillium macrosclerotiorum, 318 nucleotides. RefSeq lists its product as uncharacterized. The coding region runs from base 1 to 318 and encodes 105 amino acids. Lineage: Eukaryota; Fungi; Ascomycota; Eurotiomycetes; Eurotiales; Aspergillaceae. The record is from RefSeq and is a predicted model, not a curated record. The transcript has 2 exons.
AUGGCGUGUGACUGGCAUAGAACGAAGUCGAAGAUUGCUAGAUUUUCUAUGCUAACAAGCGAUGAUCAAUUCACCUGGAAAUCGCCGGACAACCAGGGAAACAUCCAGGAGCUCGUAAAGUCCAAGCUUUUGGUCACGUAUCAAGUUGCCAAGUUCUUGCCUGGAGGAUCUCAAAAUUCCGCCAUAUAUGGAGCACUAGAUAUUGACUCUAGCUAUGACCAGGGGCAGCAAUUUUGUAUCCUGGCAGCAUUCUUAGGGUUUCGAACAGAUGUCAAGCGGGAUGAUCGGGCCCUAGGUAUACGAAACAAUGAGCAAUAG